AUGCACGAGCGGGGACGAGUUUUUCAGAAGUUCAAUCUCCUUGAGAAUUUCAUUGACUGCUUCUCACGUAAGGGUGUGAUUCCGCUUCUCUCUCUUAUCAGCGAAGGCCGUGUCAAGUUUAGGUACAAAAUGUCCCUCGCCAGGACGACACUAUUACCAGUGACGAGACGCGCCAUCUUCUCCAUGUUGGCUCGUUCACUUAGUGGGACCCAGGAAGCUGAUAUCGUCGUCAUUGGAUCUGGUCCUGGUGGGUACGUUGCUGCAAUUAAGGCUGCACAACUAGGAAUGAAGGUUUGAAU
Messenger RNA from Strongylus vulgaris, 299 nucleotides. Lineage: Eukaryota; Metazoa; Nematoda; Chromadorea; Rhabditida; Strongylidae. The record is from the annotation of a GenBank genome assembly.